Molecule: messenger RNA, 840 nt
Organism: Aphidius gifuensis
Lineage: Eukaryota; Metazoa; Arthropoda; Insecta; Hymenoptera; Braconidae
Product: odorant receptor 4-like
Exons: 4
Coding region: 1-840 (279 amino acids)
Biological process (GO): detection of chemical stimulus involved in sensory perception of smell; sensory perception of smell
Cellular component (GO): plasma membrane
Molecular function (GO): olfactory receptor activity; odorant binding
Source: RefSeq, a predicted model, not a curated record
AUGGAUAUUGAGAUAGACGAAAAAAAAACUUGGAGUAAAGACACAAAGUAUGCGUUGGGUCUAUUCAAGUAUUUAACAAAAUGUCUUGGUAGUUGGCCACUAGACUGUUAUAAAUCCACUUCAUUGUUCAUUUUUUGUUCAGUUAUGUUUAUAGACUCAGUAUUAAAUCAUGAGAGCAAAAAUAUAAUGAAGAAAUUUGCUAAAAAAGCAAGAAAAGUUUUUUUUUAUCAAAUUUCAUUUUGUGUUAUUGGUAAUGUUGGUAACGAUUGUUAUUUUUUUGGCAUGGCAAUGCAUCUGUGUGGUCAACUUGUAACAUUACAGUUGCAAACUAAAGAUUUUGGAAUUGAGAUGAAUAAGAAUGAUAAUGGUACAAAUCAUAUUAGAAAUUUUGUUAAAAAACAUAAACAAAUCAUGAAUAUUUUGGAUUGUUUGAAAGAUUCAUUUAACUUCAUCUUAAUUGUACAACUAGCGAAUAAUGCAUUUUCAAUAUUAUUGAUGGGUAUUCAAAUGAUAUUAAACAUACAAUCAGGUGAUAAUGUCAUGGCAAUUAAUGCAAUUGUGAUAAUUUUGGUAGUAAUUAUGCAGCUUUUUUUAUACUGUCAUGCGGGUGAAGAACUUAAACAUCAUUCGGAAAGCUUAACAUUUGCUUUAUUCGAAUGUUCUUGGUAUAAUAUGCCGAUUUAUAAUGUUAAAAGUAUUCUAUUUAUUAUGAUGAGAACAUCCAAAACAUUCAAUUUGACAGCUGGAAGUAUCUAUCAUAUUAAUAUGGAUACAUUUACAAAAAUUCUCAAAGCAAUGGGUUCAUAUUUCUCGGUUUUACAAGCAUUGUUUAUUAAGUAA